Messenger RNA from Linum tenue, 1539 nucleotides. The record is from the annotation of a GenBank genome assembly. Lineage: Eukaryota; Viridiplantae; Streptophyta; Magnoliopsida; Malpighiales; Linaceae.
CUUUAGCAACUCCCAUAUUUUGUAGGAAAAUUUUGGGUUGCGGCAGAUGGCUCACACUCGGAGAGCCAUGGCGAUGUCUAUUCUGUCAUUUCCCAAGCGAGUCGGCGGCCUCUACGCUGUCCUUUAAUUGUUUCUGCCAACUCUGCAGUCUCCGCCAUUAUCCCAUCCAUUCGGCUGGCCGGCAAAUCUUCCUUCCACGCCGCUCCUAUUUAUUUGCAUUCACGAUCAGCUUUACUGAUAUACACACACAGUCCACACUUGAAACCGCCGCUUCACAUCUCAAUUUCUUUAUUUCUUCCCGUAUUUCCCCAUCGGCGGUGUCGCUUACUAUAUGCCGGGGAAUUCAAUGCACGCCCUCCGCUACGAUCGCUACGGCGGAGGAGUAGCUGGUUUGAAGGUUCCUAAUCCUUUCUUUUCGAAUUAUUACUAGCACGUUGAAGUUCCAGUGCCCGUGCCAAAGAAGGGCGAAGUCUUGGUGAAGGUGGAAGCCAUAACUCUGAAUCCAGUCGACUGGAAAAUCCAAAAGGGAAUGCUGAGGCCUAUCCUCCCUUUUAGAUUUCCUCAUAUACCCGGUAGUGAUAUUUCAGGUGAAGUGGUGGAGGUUGGACCAGGAGUCAAAAAAGUCAAGCCUGGGGAUAAAGUUGUGGGCAUGGUCAAUCACUUUCAGACUGGAGGAGGACUAGCUGAGUAUGCAGUGUUCAAGGAGUUCAUAACAGUGAAAAGGCCAGCAGAAAUUUCUGCUGCGGAAGCUGCAGGAUUGCUCGUUGCAGGUCUGACAGCACACCAGGCUCUCAGUCAAGCUGGGAUCAAACUUGAUGGAACUGGUGAGAGAAAGAACAUUCUGAUUACUGCUGGUUCAGGUGGCGUGGGUCAUUAUGCAGUCCAACUUGCAAAGCUUGCCAAUGUGCAUGUCACUGCAACUUGUGGUGCCAGGAACAUGGAACUCGUCAAGAGUUUGGGAGCAGAUGAAGUUAUCGACUACAAGAGUCCAGCCGGAGCAGCUCUCGAGAGCCCAUCUGGCAGACAGUACGAUGCAGUUAUCCACUGUGCAACCGGCAUUCCCUGGUCUACCUUCGAGCCUAAUCUGACACAAAAGGGCAGAGUUAUAGAUAUCACUCCGAGUGCUAGUGCAAUGUUCACUUCUGCAAUGAAGCAGCUUACCUGCUCAAAGAAGAAGCUGGUGCCUCUGCUCCUGAUCCCGAAGGCUCGAAACCUGGAGUAUCUCCUUAAUCUGGUGAAGGAAGGGAAAUUAAAGACCUUGAUCGAUUCAAGGCAUCCACUGAGCAGGGCUGAAGAUGCUUGGGCAGAGAUUAUGGAUGGCCAUGCUACAGGGAAGAUCAUAGUUGAACCUUAAAACGAUUUCUGUACCAAAAGUCUACUAGAUGUGAUAACAGUGUUUUGAAGUUGGGUGUUCUGAGGGUUGAUUGUGUAAAAUGUUUGAGGUUGUUUCUGGGUGCUAGUCGUAAAGACAAACGGACAAUAAGAAUAUGUUCAUACUCUUGAUACUUAGUAUAAUCACAAGAUGAGUUCCGACUUCCG